Symbiodinium pilosum is the source of this 1197-nucleotide messenger RNA. NCBI's taxonomy places the organism in Eukaryota, Dinophyceae, Suessiales, Symbiodiniaceae. The record is from the annotation of a GenBank genome assembly.
GGCCUCAACUCUCCUCUUUCGGGCCCUGUAGAGUGGGAGAAUAUGCGGUCGCUCUGCGUUUUAUGGCUGGCCUCCUUACAAGUGCAAGCCGCACAAUCACCGCUGCCACGCUGUGACGAGGACUUAUCGCUGUCCUUGCUCCAGGCAAGAGCAUCGGCCCUCAAGGGGUACACCCUCCCACUGGAAUACGCUUCCUUCCGGCUCCUGCUCCGUGUCAGUAUUGGCACGCUGCCAGCUCGAGUGCUGCUGCUUGACACAGGAUCCUCCACAGUGGCCUUUUGCAACACAAGCUUGCCGGAGACACUGCCACUGUCAAACCAAACAGGUCUCAAGGCCUGUGAGCAGUAUGGUCCUACUACACCCGGUGACUACUUCAAAGACGGGUAUGUAGGCCCCUUCUUCCAAGGGGAGCUGACUCUGGGCACCGGUGGUGCCAGCAGCACAUUGCGCAUACCCGAUGCAAGGUAUGCAAUCUUUGCUGCAGGUUCCUGCGCGCCUCAUCUUUGUACUGGUCAGCCCAGUGAGGGCAUCUUUGGCGUUGCCUAUCGCAAGAGGAACAAGGUAUACCCUGCUUUCGCCAACUUAGCAAGCUCGUGCUCUAACUUUGCGGGGGACAUUGAGAUGUUGUGUCCGUCGACGAGUGCAUCUCUGCUACCUCCGUUGAUGCAAGAGCUGCGAAUGACUCCAGAAGGUUCAGAGAUCUUUGGAGUGUAUUGGUCUGGGGGUUCUGACGGCAGCCUCCUCCUGGGCCCUGCAGCCACGCAGACGGCACACUUUGAUCCCAGGGCGCCGACCGCACGGCUGGACUCAGGCGACGGAGCGUCGGGAUGGUACAACGCGAAUGUCAUGAAGAUUGUCAUCGAUGAUGUGGAGUAUUCUGGGCUUGAUUGCACAAAGCAUGCUCGUGCUUGUAUAAUCGAUACAGGCACUCCCGGGCUUCUUUUACCCUACCAGCUAGCCAGUUGGCUGGGUGGCUUCCCUUCAAAGCUACAAUUCUACUUGGAAGGGGCGCACCACCAGCCUCCAGUGGUACUCGACUUCGACUUGACUACCAUGACCUCUGUGGGAACGGUGCAGGUUAUGGACCCUCCUAAGGCUAUGUGGGAUCCCUUGCUUGUGCUGGGUCUGCCUUUGUGGGCCCACUACUACACGCUCUUCAACCUUACAGGGGACACCGUGUCCUUCACAAGGCAUUAG